AUGCUCUCUCGCGGGCUCCGUCCUCACGCACGCCGCCUCCAUGCCACACUCAUCCGGGGGUACAUCAUAGGGCCCUCCGAUCCCAUUUCGAACCUCCGGCCAGUCAUCUACGACGAUGCGGUGUCCGAGCCGCGCACGGGCGUCACGCACCCGUACUCACUGAGGGAGUUUUCGGGCGACACGACAGAAUAUCAGUGGGAGAUGCAACGACAACAGCUCGACGCAUACAACCACGUCUUCUGGACCGACAGCAACCUGCGCUUCAACGCGGCGAAGCGCGCCUUCCUCGACAGCCUCCCCGACGCGUGCUCCGCCGAGGACAGCGAGUUCGCGCUCUCCGAGUUCUACAGGCGGUGGGCGGACCAGGAGGCGGACCGCCAACGCGCAUACAGCGUGGAGUGGCGCAGGCGCAACUGGGCGAGCGUGCUCCUCGGCGCACGGCUCGCGUACGAGAGGGCGAUGGAGAGGAUCGCGGAUCCGUUUGGGGGCGGGAGGCAACAGUAG
Rhodofomes roseus is the source of this 504-nucleotide messenger RNA. RefSeq lists its product as uncharacterized. Gene Ontology annotation, cellular component: mitochondrion. The record is from RefSeq and is a predicted model, not a curated record. Bases 1 to 504 code for a protein of 167 amino acids. Lineage: Eukaryota; Fungi; Basidiomycota; Agaricomycetes; Polyporales; Fomitopsidaceae. Gene Ontology annotation, biological process: intrinsic apoptotic signaling pathway. The transcript has 2 exons.